This is a messenger RNA of Gasterosteus aculeatus aculeatus (three-spined stickleback), 2515 nucleotides long. RefSeq names its product transketolase b (gene tktb). Gene Ontology annotation, molecular function: thiamine pyrophosphate binding; transketolase activity. The record is from RefSeq and is a predicted model, not a curated record. Lineage: Eukaryota; Metazoa; Chordata; Actinopteri; Perciformes; Gasterosteidae.
CCCUCCGCACGUCCUCCGCCUCGGUCGUGCUCGCAUCGGACAGCUAGCUGCGCCGUUGCACAGUCUUGAACCUACGAACCAACACCCCCUCCGCCACCCCGCCCUCUCCAGCAGCUUUGUAAUUGAAGUAACCGAGCUACGCGAACUCCGAAACCAUGACGAGCUACCACAAACCCGACGAGAAGACUCUGCAGGGGCUGAAAGACGUCGCCAACAAGCUCAGGAUCAACUCCAUCAAGGCGACGUGCGCCUCCAACUCCGGGCACCCCACAUCAUGCUGCAGUGCAGCGGAGCUCAUGUCCGUGCUCUUCUUCAACACCAUGCGCUACAAAGCAGACGACCCUCGCAACCAGUGCAACGACCGCUUUGUGCUGUCAAAGGGUCACGCUGCACCCAUCCUGUAUGCUGCAUGGGCAGAGGCCGGUUUCGUGAAGGAGUCUGAGUUGCUCAACCUGCGCAAGGUUGACUGUGACCUGGAGGGGCACCCCACACCCAAACUGGCCUUUGUUGACGUGGCUACAGGAUCUCUGGGACAGGGUCUCGGGGCUGCCUGUGGGAUGGCCUACACUGGCAAACAUUUUGACAAAUCAGGAUACCGUGUGUACUGCAUGAUGGGCGAUGGAGAGUGUUCAGAGGGCUCCGUGUGGGAGGCCAUGGCCUUUGCCUCCUACUACAAGCUGGACAACUUGGUGGCGAUCAUGGAUGUCAACCGGCUCGGUCAAAGUGAAGCUGCACCCCUGAAGCAUGACAUGGAGACCUACCGCAAGCGCUGUGAAGCGUUCGGGUGGAACACGUAUGUUGUGGAUGGACACGAUGUGGAGGAGCUGUGCAAAGCUUUCUGGCAGGCUCAGCAGGUGAAGGACAAACCCACUUGCAUUGUAGCCAAGACGUUCAAGGGCAAAGGGCUCAAGAACAUUGAGAAUCUUGAUAAUUGGCAUGGCAAGCCCAUCCCCAAGGACCGAGUGGAUGACGUCCUGAAAGACCUGCAGGCUCUGAUCCAGGUCCCCAACAAGACUCUUACCCCUAAGCUGCCCAAAGACGACACUGCACCCGCAGACCUUAGCGUCAUCUCCCUGCCGUCACCCCCUGCAUACAAGAAGGGAGAAAAGAUGGCAACGAGGCGUGCGUACGGCGUCGCCCUGGCCAAGAUGGGGGAGGCAAGUAAGCGAGUGGUGGCCCUUGAUGGAGACACCAAAAACUCCACCUUCUCAGAGACCUUCAAGAAGGCGUUCCCCGACCGCUACAUUGAGUGCUUCAUCGCUGAGCAGAACAUGGUGGGAGUGGCCAUUGGCUGCGCUACCAGAGACCGCACGGUUGCAUUUGCCAGCACAUUUGCUGCCUUUUUCUCCCGCGCCUAUGACCAGAUCCGCAUGGGAGCCAUCUCCCAGACCAAUGUCAACCUGGUGGGGUCCCACUGCGGAGUCUCCAUCGGCGAGGAUGGUCCUUCCCAGAUGGCCCUCGAGGAUCUGGCCAUGUUCCGCGCCAUUCCAACAUGUACAGUGUUUUACCCCAGUGAUGCGGUAUCCACAGAGAGGGCUGUUGAGCUGUCGGCAAACACCAAGGGUAUCUGUUUUAUCCGUACCAGCAGACCAGACACUGCCGUCCUCUACGCUCCAGAUGAAAAGUUCAAAGUGGGCCUAGCAAAGAUUGUGCGCCAGUCUGACAAUGACUGCGUGACUGUGAUUGGAGCUGGCAUUACUCUGCACGAGGCCCUCUCUGCUGCUGAUACGCUGGCCAGUGAAGGAAAGAAAAUCCGCGUAAUUGACCCAUUUACCAUCAAGCCCUUGGAUGCAGUUACCAUUCUGGCCAGUGCCAGAGCCACAGGGGGAAAGAUCAUCACUGUGGAGGACCACUACAAGGAGGGUGGUCUUGGUGAAGCAGUGCUGUCCGCAGUGGGCAAGGAGCCUGGCAUUGUUGUAACCCAGCUGGCAGUGACUGGUGUUCCCCACAGCGGCAAGCCGCAGGAGAUGCUCGACCUCUUCGGCAUCAGCGCCAAGCACAUUGCCGAAGCAGUGCGUCAGACCGUUGCAAACUGAGGACCGCGCCUCUCGCGUGAGGCUCCGCCUAUCACUUCUGUGCCGGCUUUAGCUUUGACUUGAGGGCACUGUGCUAAACCUGUAUGGGGAGGGAUGGGAGUAGGAUUGCAGUGUUUUCAAAGCGUACCCUCUAGUACAUUCUUUCCUGUAUCCUUUUUUUUAUCAUGUGUUCAAAAUAGUGUCUUGACAGAAGCUCCGACAAACAUCACUGAAUACUGUAACCGAUUAAAAAGCAGAAGCGGUUCUGAUCAGGCCUCCUGUUUAGCAUUCAAUCCUUUUUUUUUUUUUUCUUCCCGCAGUCCAUACAACAAUGACUCCCAUCUUACCACUUGUUUAGGGUUAAGCCAGUUUUAGUUAUGAAUAGUGACAUUCCUCCUCCUUGGUUCUGUCUACAUGGACAUCACAACCAGCUAUUAGUUUUCCAGGGCACUGACUCAUCCCUUUGUACCUGUUGUGCUGAAUUAAAAAAUUAAGCAAAG